CACUUCGCCGACUCCAAUCGCUGCUUCCUGGUUACGCCAGCGAGUAGGAGGUGGGGGCGGAAACAGUCAAGGCGCAUUUUUGAUUUACUAUUUCGAAUUAGAGUUGUUUUAAAACUAUUGUGUCCACGUUUUUAAAGAAGGACACGACUCUAUGGACAUAAUCGACACGAUGACAGCCAUGAAUACGCAAACAGGCCGACGCUGCGAUCAGUGAAUGGUGAACCUUUUAACGCGCCACGUCACUGGAGCAAAUUGAGGCGCCCCGGAACUGAGACGAACCCCGCUGUGGCCAAGAGAUACAUUUCGACGUGUUCUCGUGCUUUCGUGCACUGCUGUUCUUUUUCAGUGUUAUUUGACAUUUGCCUACCGAGGGAAAGAAGAGGUUUCAUGUCCCAAAAUGACGGCCUCGAACUGGGGUCUCAUCAUGAACGUGGUGAACAGCAUCGUCGGCGUGAGUGUGCUCACCAUGCCCUUCUGCUUCAAACAGUGUGGGAUCGUACUGGGAACUCUCCUGUUGUUCCUUUGCUCCUGGAUGACGCACAAGUCAUGCAUGUUCCUUGUCCACACCGCAAGCAACACCAAGAGAAGGACCUAUGCUGGAUUGGCCUUCCACGCUUACGGUAAAGCGGGAAAAACACUGGUGGAAACCAGUAUGAUCGGCUUAAUGUUGGGGACCUGCAUUGCCUUCUACGUGGUCAUUGCCGAUCUGGGCUCCAAUUUCUUUGCCCAGCUGUUGGGUUUACAGGUGACGGGCAGUUUCCGCGUGCUGCUGCUGAUCGCCGUGUCGCUCUUCAUCGUGCUGCCUCUGAGUCUGCAGCGGAACAUGAUGUCCUCUAUUCAGUCCUUCUCGGCGAUGGCGCUCAUGUUCUACACUUUCUUCAUGUUCACGAUGGUGCUGUCUUCAUUCAAACACAAGCUGCUCAGUGGCUGGUGGCUAGGGCAGGUCAAUGUGGUGCGCUGGGAGGGGGUGUUUCGCUGUCUCCCCAUCUGUGGGAUGGCCUUCGCCUGUCAGUCUCAAGUGCUUCCGACCUACGACAGCCUGGAUGAGCCGUCCGUCAAGCGCAUGAGCACCAUCUUCACGUCGUCCCUCAACGUCGUCACCGUCUUCUACAUCACCGUGGGCUUCUUUGGCUACGUCAGUUUCACGGAGAACAUCGAGGGCAACGUGUUGAUGAACUUCCCCUCCAACCUGGUGACCGAAGUGAUCCGGGUGGGCUUCAUGAUGUCCGUGGCUGUCGGCUUCCCGAUGAUGAUCUUACCGUGCCGCCAGGCCAUCAACACCAUGCUCUUCGAGCAGCAGCAAAAAGAUGGGACGUUUGCAGCCGGUGGCUACAUGCCUCCUCUGCGCUUCAAGAUGAUCACCCUCGGCAUCGUGUUUGGCACCAUGCUGGGAGGCAUUCUCAUCCCCAACGUGGAAACCAUUUUGGGUCUGACCGGAGCCACCAUGGGCAGCCUCAUCUGCUUCAUAUGCCCGGCUCUUAUCUACAGAAAGAUCCAGAAGAAUAGCAUCAUCGCUCAGCUGGUGCUUUGCGUGGGUCUGGGCAUCCUUCUCAUCAGCACCUUCACCACUUUGUCCAUCUCGGCCCAGGGCCCCGCGACCAAAAUCCAAGCUCCCCCUCCCCCGGCACCCGACAAGAGCAACGUGCAACCGCCGGACGUCAUCGAGCGGCCCGAGAACCUUCCCGAUGUGAAACCAGGAGACAUCGGCCAACCCGACCUCCCGGCGGUGGAUGAACUGGAACCAAACAAAGGGCAGCCGGAGGAAGCCCUGCAGAUUAAAGGACCAGUGGGACUGCCGGAGAGCAAGAAGGAGGAAGAAGUGCAAUUGGACCGCCCCGACGCCGGUGUCGCCGUACCGGAGGGAGAAGCCCACCGCCACGAACCGCCGAUCCCGCACGACGAGGUCCAGAUAGACACCAAAAAGAACAAUGCCGAGUUGGAGGAGGAAAAGAAAUUAGCGGAGGAUGAACGCAAACGAGACGCGGAGCCGGGCGGAGGUCAGGACGCCGCGAAAAUAGAGGAGAGUGCGGAAAACGUGCUGAAGCCGGCGGUAGUCGUUGUCAAGAAAGAGGAAGCGGACCUGGGUGGGGGCGAAGGGCGUUCCAAUGAGGUGCUCGAGAAGGUGGCGGAGAAGAAUCGAGAAGUUGUAGCCCCGAAAGAAGCGGAGAGGCUCGACGCCGUGAAAGACCAAGUGGACGCACACGCCGACGAGCCUGCGGCGGAGCGAGGCGACAAAGUGGACAACGCUGCCGAGGCUGCGGGGAAACCGCCACCUGCUGCUGAAGAAGCCCAAGCGGCAGACAGCAAAGAUGCCGGGGAUGAGAAAAUGGACGUGAUAAAAAAGCUGGUUGCAGAAGGCCAGCUGGAUCACGCGGUGCUGCUGCAGGUCAUCAAGGAGCAGCAGGAGCAACAGAAGAGGCUUCUUGACCAGCAGGAGAAGCUUCUGGCAGUCAUCGAGGAGCAGCACAAGGAAAUCCACCAGAAGCAGCCGGGCGAGCUCCAGGAGCACGAGGAGGAGGCGGACGGAGGAGCGGUGAAGCCCCGAGACUCUGAUGCGGAGCAGCCCGAAGAGCCGGCGGCCGCCGGGGCUCCGCAAGUCGCCGGCGUGGAGCCUCGCGCCGCGCCGCCCAAUUCAGCUCAGGCUGCUGAAGACAAGCCACAGGAAGUAGCCUUGGUAGCUCUUGCGGCGCCUCACAAAGAGAACAACCCAGGUGAGUCCCAUCAGCAGAGUGAGCUGGGGGCCAGAGGGGUGCCUCUAAAGAGGAACCUACCCGCCAUCCAUUCGCCGGCAGCGAACAACGAGCACGUUGAGGACAAGCUAGAUGAUGAAAAACAGAAGCUGGAGAGCGCGGCGCGAGCCAAGAUGGAGCAGCUCGAGGGGGAGAAGAAGGAAAAGGCGGCGGCGGAGGAAAGAGAAAGAUUAGAAAAAGAACAGCUGGAGAGGGAGGCGAAGGAAAAGCUGGCCAGAGAGCAGGAGCGGCUGGAGAGGGAGAAGAUUGAGAAAGAAGUGCAGGCUCGGGUGGAAAAGGAACGACUGGAGAGGGAAAAGAGAGAGAAGCUGGAGAAAGAGAAGGCGCUGAAGGAGAAAUUAGCGCAGGAGAAGGCCAUCAAAGACAGACGCCAGCAGGACAUUGAAAAAGCAGACAAAGCUUUGCUGGAGAAAAAAGAAAAGGAGGCGCAGGAGCGCUCAGCUCAGUUCGAGCCAGCCAAAGAAGCCCAAAACGCCGGCAACGCCGCGCAGGGGGCUCCGAGAGAAGACGGCGAAGCUUUGAAGAAAGGAGGACGAGACCUCAAAGAGAAAGUUGCCGCUCGGGGGGACCCGGGAGAGGACGGCCGAGACGGGCCGGUCAAAGCCGCAGCUCGCCCUCGGGGCUCUCGCGAGAACGACGAGGGAGAGCUGGAUCUAAAGCGCAGGCGCAGGGCCCUGGGACGCGGCCAAGACGCGCCGGCUCCGCAGGGGCCCGGCCUGCCCCAGGCCGUGCGCGGGCUGGAGCCCCUGCUGGAGCUGGGCGGGCCCGACCUGCACGUAGCCCUGGAGGAGAAGCUCCUAGCCGGGGCAAUGGUCCACUCGCGGCAAAUUAAGCAAACCUCGGAGGACGAGGAGAUGAAAUAACACGCAUCACUCACACACACACGCGUUGUUGACCUGGACAGCCUCCGGAUUGACACGAAGGAGAGCGCGACGUCGUUGCCUUCGGAAUUGUUACACAGACGUACGGCGGUGCCUUGCGGCGCGAGUUUCAUUUUUGACUACAGACAAAACAAAGUUUCAAAUUGUCCAAAUUCCUUCAUAAAAAACAAAGAGUUUGUACAGACUAACUUAUUGUCUCGUGGGGCGCAAUACAAAUGAUUAAGUUGUUUAAAUGUACAUACAGCUAUGCAAAUAGAUUCUGUCAAGGGUGGGUAAUAUCUACCAUGAGUCACUUUAUUUUUUGGGAGGGGGGCCUGCCCAUUCUUGUUUUCUACAUCCCGCCCACCGAAAUUGAAGUGUAAAUACUGUAAAUCUUGCUGUCUGUUGAUGUCUCCUUUCAAUGUAAUGCUGGAGCUGCCUCUUAUGUAGGGGAGUACUGUUUUUUUUUCAACUGUUUAGUGACGCUUCAGUCAUGACUGAAUGUGCAGCAAUGGUCAUGUCAGGUAUUUUUCAUGUACAAUUACAGUCAUAUAUUGAACAAGCAUCAGUAUUGUAUCAAAAAAUGGAGUGCAAACCAUUUUCUCAGCACAUCUCGCUUUUGUACAAAGGUUAUUUUCUGACUAUUUUUCUAUCGACAAUGCUUUAAUGUGCACUCGGAUGAUAAUAAAGGCUCC
Messenger RNA from Hippocampus zosterae (dwarf seahorse), 4305 nucleotides. RefSeq names its product solute carrier family 38 member 10 (gene slc38a10). The record is from RefSeq and is a predicted model, not a curated record. Gene Ontology annotation, molecular function: amino acid transmembrane transporter activity. NCBI's taxonomy places the organism in Eukaryota, Metazoa, Chordata, Actinopteri, Syngnathiformes, Syngnathidae. The coding region runs from base 398 to 3613 and encodes 1071 amino acids. Gene Ontology annotation, biological process: amino acid transmembrane transport. The transcript is spliced from 18 exons.